Molecule: messenger RNA, 1562 nt
Organism: Microdochium trichocladiopsis
Lineage: Eukaryota; Fungi; Ascomycota; Sordariomycetes; Xylariales; Microdochiaceae
Product: putative allantoate permease
Exons: 2
Coding region: 70-1452 (460 amino acids)
Biological process (GO): transmembrane transport
Cellular component (GO): membrane
Molecular function (GO): transmembrane transporter activity
Source: RefSeq, a predicted model, not a curated record
GAUGAAUACCGCUCGCUGUCUCCAGAGGUGGCUAGAGCGACCGAGGCCCAGCUGCUGCGCAAGAUCGACAUGCGGCUCAUGCCGCUCGUGGUCCUCAUCUACCUCUUCAACUAUCUGGACCGCAACUCGAUCACGCAGGCCCGACUGUACAACCUGCAGCAGGACCUCAACGUGCAGGGAGCAACAUACCAGACGGCCAUCUCUAUCUUCUCGGCUGGUUACAUUAUCAUGCAGGUCCCGUCGACAAUUAUGAUGAGCAAGUUCCAGCCUCACAUCUUCCUGUCGUCCGUCAUUGUCAUCUGGGCCAUUGUCAGCGGGUGCACCGGUGCCACGACCAACGCAGGCAGCCUCCUCGCCGUCCGCUUCGUCCUCGGCCUCGUCGAAGCACCCUUCUUCCCCGGUGCCAUCUACUUCCUCUCCUGCUGGUACAAGAAGUCCGAGCUUGGUCUGCGCAUGGCCCUCCUCGUCAGCGGCCUCCUCCUCUCCAACUGCUUUGCCGGCCUUAUCUCGGCGGGCAUCCUGUCGGGCAUGAACGGCGUCGGCGGUCUCGCCGCCUGGCGGUGGCUGUUCAUCAUCGAGGGUCUCGCAACCGUGUGCCUCGGUGUCAUCUGCUUCUUCGUCCUGCCCGACUACCCCGGCACGACCUCGUGGCUGUCCGAGACGGAGAAGAUUGUGGCCCAGGGCCGACUUGCCGCCGACGCCGGCAGCGAGGACGUCACCUCAGAAGACCAGGUCACCAUCUGGCAAGGCCUGUACUGGGCGGUCAAGGACUACCGCGUGUGGAUCUUUGCCUGCCUGCAGAUGGCCACCACCAUCUCCAUCUCCUUCUCUCACUUUUUCCCCACCGUCAUCCAGCAGCUCGGCUUCAAGAACUCGACCACCGUGCUCCUGCUCACGGCCCCGCCGUACCUCUUCGCCUUCUUCUGGGCCGUCUCGUUUGCCUACGACGCCGAUCGGAGACAGAAGCACUCCCCGCACGCCAUCAUCUCCUCGGUGACCGCCAUCGCCGGCGUGGUCUGCACCAUCGCGCUGCCCGGCAGCGCGCAGUGGCCCAAGUACGGCCUCACCUUCAUCAUCUGCGCGGGCACAUUUGGCAUCUACUCGACGACGUACACCUGGCUCUCGUCCACCAUUGUUCAGCCCCGGAUCAAGCGCGCCGCCGCCAUCGGCGUCGCCAACACCCUCGCCAACACGGCCUCCCUGGUCGGCAACUACCUCUGGCUCGACCAGUUCGAGCCCGACUACAGGGAGAGCUGGGGCGGCAUCCUCGCCUUCCAGUGCCUGGGCCUGGGGUGCAUCCUGUUCCUGAGGUACGCGCUCAAGAGGAAGAACCGGCAGUUUGACGAGCUGGACCAGAGGAACCUGGACGUGGUCGGCUUCGAGGCCGAGGGGCGGGUGCUCACCGAGGACGAGAAGAGGGCUGUCAGCACCGGCUUCCGUUUCAUCACCUAAUGUCGUUGCGGUGUCGUUGCGUGUUGGCGGGUCUGGUGAGAAGAGGAAGCUUGGGCAAGUAGCUUUACAUAGUACAUGACAAACAAUAAAGGCUACUACUCAUUUAUGAA